Lonchura striata (white-rumped munia) is the source of this 6930-nucleotide messenger RNA. Lineage: Eukaryota; Metazoa; Chordata; Aves; Passeriformes; Estrildidae. The record is from RefSeq and is a predicted model, not a curated record.
CCGGGGUGCCGCACCGCAGCGGGGGCUCUGCGGGGCCCGCUGUGAGGCCGGCGGGCGCCGCGCGCAGGGGCGGCCGGCAUCAUCAUGACAACAGAAAAGAGCCCAGCAGCCAACGCUGACAACUCGGAACAGCAUCAAGCCAAGGAGGAGGAAGGAGCUGCUGAAACAAAGAAGCAAGAGGCUUCCCUGGAGGAAGAGGCUCAGCCAACACCAGAGAGGCAGCCCCAGAGGCAGAAGGCCUCCAACGGAGACACCCCCACACACGAGGAGCAGGGCAAGAAAGAGCGUCGCACUUCUGAGGGCAGAGGUCUCUCCCGCCUCUUUUCCUCCUUCCUCAGGAGGCCCAAGUCUCAGGUAGCUGAAGAGGACAAAGACACUGAUGCUCCUAAAGAGGCAGAAGGUGACCAGAAAAAUGCAGGAUUAGGAGCCAGCCCUGAUGAAGAUAUCCUGGUGAAAGCCCCGAUUGCAGCUCCUGAGCCCGAGCUUAAAACUGACCCGUCUCUGGAUCUCCAUUCCUUGAGCAGUGCAGAAACACAGCCUGCUCAAGAGGAGAGGAGGGACGACCAGGAGCCAGAGAGAAGAGAACUCGAGGACAGGGAAGAAGGGGAAGCAAAGGAAGAGGGUGCCAAGCCAGAACUGAAGCCAGAGUCUCUGGAGACGAGAGCAGACAAGGAUUUGAAAGCUGCCCAAAAAGUAGUGAAAAGACACAGAAGCAUGUUCUGCAAAGUUGUCUUGCUGGAUGACACCAUUUUUGAGUGUUCUAUGGAUAAACACUCCAAGGGACAGGAUCUACUUAAAAAAGUCUGUGACCACCUCAAUCUGCUGGAAGAAGACUACUUUGGUUUGGCCACAUGGGACACGCCAACCUCCAGGACAUGGCUGGAUCCUGCCAAAGAAAUAAAAAAACAGGUUCAUGGAGGCCCCUGGGAUUUUACCUUCAAUGUCAAGUUUUAUCCACCAGAUCCUGCCCAGCUAACAGAGGACAUCACCAGGUAUUACCUCUGUCUGCAGCUUAGACAGGACAUCCUUACAGGGCGGCUUCCCUGCUCCUUUGCCACCUUGGCUCUGCUGGGUUCCUACACGGUCCAGUCAGAGUUGGGAGACUAUGAUCCUGAUCUCCAUGGCCCAGAUUACAUCAGUGAAUUCAAACUGGCCCCAAACCAGACAAAAGAGCUUGAAGAAAAGGUUGUGGAGCUUCAUAAAACAUAUAGAUCCAUGACUCCAGCCCAAGCAGACCUGGAAUUUCUGGAGAAUGCAAAAAAGCUAUCUAUGUAUGGAGUCGACCUUCACCAAGCCAAAGACUUGGAAGGAGUGGAUAUCACUCUGGGAGUCUGUUCCAGUGGACUUCUUGUUUACAAAGAUAAACUGAGAAUCAAUCGCUUCCCAUGGCCCAAAGUCCUGAAGAUUUCCUACAAACGCAGCAGCUUCUUCAUAAAGAUUCGGCCAGGGGAGCAAGAACAGUAUGAAAGUACAAUUGGGUUCAAGCUACCAAGUUAUCGGGCAGCAAAGAAGCUCUGGAAAGUAUGUGUUGAACAUCACACCUUCUUCAGGCUGACUUCCACUGAGGCCAUCCCGAAAAGCAGGUUCCUGGCGCUGGGCUCCAAAUUCCGCUACAGUGGCCGGACGCAGGCGCAGACGCGGCAGGCGAGCGCCCUGAUCGACCGGCCCGCGCCCCAGUUCGAGCGCACAGCCAGCAAGAGAGUGUCCAGGAGCCUCGAUGGAGCUAAACGUGCGACUCAAAAGGUUGAGUUCAGAGCCAUAGAGGAGGAGAAGCAGAAGGAGGUGGUGGUGGUUGAGGUUCCUGAACCAAAACCUGUGGAUCAGAUCCGAGAGAAGCCAGCCAAACACACUCUUGAAACUUUUGAAAUGAAACCCAUUGCAGAGGAGGAAGAGGAGGAGGAAGAGGUAGAGGUCGUUAAGGUUCCUGUUGUCAAGCCAAAGUCAGUGGAGCUGGUGCAGCCGCGGUCAGCAGUGGCUGUGAUAACCCCAGAGCGGAGUCCCCGGCCCACUUCAGCCCCAGCUAUUGCUCAGAGCCACCCUGCAGAGCCAGCCCCAGCUAAGUCCAACGUGAAGGACAUGGCCACAUCUAAAGUAGGGAAGGAAACAGCAAAAUCUGAUGGGAGACGUGAAGAAUAUCCACUGGAGAAACAUGAGGACCCAGUGGAUGCCUCAAAGGUGAGGAAAACACACACUGAGAUCACAGUCCCCACCAUGAAUGGUGCCCAGCCCCAGCAGCCUGCAGAAAAAGAGGAAGAGCUGAUAAGAAUGAGGAAGAAGAGAUCAAAGAGGCUAGAUGGUGAAAACAUUUAUAUCAGGCAUAGCAAUUUAAUGUUGGAGGAUCUAGAUAAGACCCAGGACGAAAUAAAGAAGCAUCAUGCCAACAUCAGUGAAUUGAAGAAAAACUUCAUGGAAUCCGUCCCAGAGCCUCGGCCGAGUGAGUGGGACAAACGUUUGUCCACCCACUCCCCCUUCCGAAGCCUCAACGUCAACGGGCAGAUUCCCACAGGAGCGGAUGGAUGCUUUGCCAGCUGUGAGAUUGAGCAUCAGUUGAUCUGGGAGCGCUCUCUGAAAAUGAGUGACUUUCUCUCCCAAGAGGAUGUGGCUGCAGUGGCAGAGUGGAGCAGUUUUAACACUGGCUUUGCAUGGGAGGGCUCAAGGCAGUCGGUAGUUUUUAGUGAGACUCCAGUGCCACCCACCUCACAGCCUUCUGCCAGCUGGCACUUUGGUGCUUCCUCCCUAAGCAGCGAGGAGGAUGAGGAGAAAGAGGAGGAGGAGCAGGAGGAGGCGGUUCCCAGCCGAUCCGCCAGCGAGGAGGACCUGACAUGUGGAAAGGGGGUUUGUGUGGAUGUGGAGAAGGACUCGGAGCUCUCUGAGCUGGAGCCCCCACCCAGCCUUGCCACACUUCCCUGGCAGCUCUGGGGAGGAGAGGAGGAGGAGGUGGCAGAGGAUGGUGAAGACAGCUUUGCCUUUAGAAAGCCACAUGGCGAAUAUCCCAACCCAGAUGCUCCUAACAGGCUGCUGGAGCUCAUUCGCUGCUUCCAGCCCCCGCUAGUGAAGACACAGACUGUCACCAUCUCUGAUGUGUCCAGUGCCGUCAAAAGUGAAAUUCCCACAAAGGAAGUCCCUAUUGUCCACACAGAGACAAAGACCAUCACCUAUGAAGCUGCACAGACAGAUGGUGGCAAUGGGGAUUUAGACCCUGGCAUCCUGCUGACUGCCCAGACCAUCACUUCAGAAACCACCAGCAGCACCACCACCACCCAGAUCACCAAGACUGUGAAAGGUGGCAUUUCAGAGACACGGAUUGAGAAGAGGAUUGUCAUCACAGGAGAUGCAGAUGUAGACCAUGACCAGGUCCUGGCCCAGGCGAUCAAGGCUGCCAAGGAGCAGCACCCAGACAUGUCGGUGACCAAAGUGGUUGUGCACCAGGAGACAGAGAUUGCAGAGGAGUAGUUGGGCUGUGUGAGUAGAGACCACCUCAGGAAAUGUUCCUGCCUGCUACAACACCAGGAAAAAGAAACCCAGCAAAACUACCAAGAAACUACCUGGAGCACAAAGACCUCGGAUUUCAGACUUGACACUCAGAGACAUUCAUGUCAUUUAUUAAGAGUUGUGCUUUGACAUUUUACUUGGGAUUUUUCCAGAGUCCACUAGAUCCUAUUGGAUAUAGGGUUUUGUUUUGUUGGGGUUUUUUUAUAUAUAUUGCAACAGAGAUAUGCCAUAUUUCUAACUUCUGAAAUACUUCUAAUAUUUUUUACAGGUUUUCAGUUUUGCAUUCCCUCUCACACAAAGCCUCUUCAGACACAGAAUCCCAUCUCACAGGGCUCCAGGGCUCCCUGUUUUAACUUGUAUUCCAUCUGCCUUGUCAGGGAUAAUGGAGCUGUUCCAUGCAUAUUCCCAGUGCGGGAUCUGUAUGCGCCUUCACAAAGCCGUGGGUCCUUCUUCCAGGAGAGUCAGUUUAGAGUCAGACUUCAUGCAGCACUUCCGAUUGUCUCCAGCUUAUUUUUGUAGCUCUGGAGAGCUCCAGUCCUGCUGCGACCCCUGGGCUGCUCUGAGCUUCCUCCCCACUGGGUUCCAGCCCUGACGUGUGACCACAGUAGGGUUUUGUGGUGUAGCCUAUGCACUCAUCUGAAUAGUUGACUAGCUUUAAGGAAUACUGGAAGUUGCUUCAAGUAUCUUAUACUGUGAAUUUUAGAGCGUUAAGAGGACUGUGGUAGCAUCUCGCCUUCUUCUUGUGUGUCUCUGCUGAGUGCUCCCCAACCAUUUGUGUUUCCUAGGUGCCAUUAAAUUAAAAAGCCCUUAGAAGUGUGUGUUUAAGGUGUUUGGACUCAGGAUGCUAUUAAGGUAGGCUUAUGCAGCAUUCACGGGAACUGAGCUUUUCAAUGUCAUAGUUUUUCACUUGUUUGUGUUCAUAAUUUUUAAAUUAGGGAGGGGUUUUUGUUUUCUUUUGUAAGUCAUGGGUUGGUUUUUUUUCCUCCCCUCACAGUGCUGUUUAAAGCUGAACACGUUACCCAUUUCCCAGAGCGUGUAUCCUAUUAUCAUUUAAUGUAAACUCCUUUAGACAAUUUUUCCUAGGCCUGCAAGCUGUAUUUGGAGAGGCUGAACAAGGAAUUUUAGGAGGUGUCAGGUGUUGCUGGUUGUGAUAGAGCCAAACCACAUGGGAAGUGUUGAUGUUCUCUCUUCCACGCUGGCCUGUGGGUCUGGAUUUGGUUUCAUGACCCCCCUUGCUGGAAUGAAACAUCAGGGUGAUUGUCUGAAUUUUGAGGCUGAGCUUACAGACCCCUAGGGCAAUCUCCAGCACAGAGGGGGUGAUGCAAAAACACGAUUUCAGGGGCUGGAUGUGCUCUCACUGCUGCUCUCUAAGCUUCAUGGGAAUGUUCUUGCCUGGUUUGUCCUUCUAUCAUUUAAAUUCAAGAAGCAAAAAAGCAACCAAGCUCUGUAAAGAGUCUGCCCAGACACUUGUGAACACUUUAGUCCACUUGAGGUUGUGAUUUUAUUUGUUUUUCAUGUACAAAUAUACAUAUAUAUAUAUAUAGUGUGGCACAGUGGUAGCUGAGGGCAGGGAGUGUGCUGCUCCUCAGGUGAGGAUGGGAAAAAAUGGCAAUGAAGAUAAAAUCUCUCCAGUUUUAAAUUUAAAUCAUGUGUUUCAGAAGUCACUGGAUUUAGCUCAGGCUGCAAUGAAUUCACUGUUCAGCUGCAACUGGCCCUGGAACUAUAUUGGGGCUGGUGCAGCUUCUCAGCUUCAGGUGCAAUUUUAAAUAAGCUGCCAGUAUUGAUUGGAGACUGCUGGAGGUGCUGGAUUUUGGUUCUAUUUGAGACUUGCUGGCCCUGGGUCCUGCUCAGCUUCCAGCCUUCCUGUGCUGGCAGCUGCCUCUGGGCUGCUCUGGUGCCUGGGAUGCUCUGCCUCCCUCAGGGCAUCAUGCUCUGGGGAUUUAGGGAGUCCUGGGCUGUAGUGCAGAGAUUAAGUCUAUCCAUGUCUGAAAAGCUCUUUCCUUCCUUAUUCUGCCACACUGGCCCUGGAAGAGGUCUGAGUCUCUGCUGUUCUCAGCUUAGUUGGGUAAUGCUUACCUUAAACACCCAUCAUGCUGUGCACCCUCUGUCACUGUCCUUUUUCUGGGAAUUGAGUUCUUUGCUGCUUCCUUCUCACUUGCAACAGACACCUGAAGAGUGAAGGGGCACGUGGAGCAGUGGCUGAGAGGAUUUCUGGGCUUUAUCAGGCAGAGCCAGCAUGGCGAGUUUGUCCAUAGCACUCAAAGGUACUUGGCUGUCAGGAGAAUUUAGCAGACUGUGGUCCGUGGGUGUUCCCUUGGGGUGUCCUGUGCCCUGAGCACAAUGAGUGGAACAAAACACCCCAGGGGGUUUCUGGGGUGAGAAACCUGCUGGCAGGAGAGGUGGUUCCUUUCCAAAAGGAUGUGGUCACUGUUGCUGCAGAUAUCCCUUGUUAAAGGGCCUGUAGACUAGAAAAACCCUAUUUUUAUUUUUUUCCUUGGAUUUUGAGUGGCUAUUUCCAGGUUGUCCAUUUUCACACUUCCCCCUGCUGAGUUCUUGUUUCUCCUGGAGUAAUUCAAACCAGUCAUGGCCUCAUGUGCCCUUUGCCAUUGCCUGCUGUCUGACCUCAGGGGUUUCCAGCCCCACUCCUGCCAACACGGUGCCAGAGCCCAGGAGCUGGACAGGAGCCUGGGAAGAAGAUAAAAGCAGAAGCUUCUCUCACCCUCAGCCAAGGCCAUGGUGGAGCUGCCCACUCCCACUUCUGGUGGGAUUUAAAACACUUGGCUCUGAGUGUGCUGUGUCAGCUCUAGGAAAAAAACAGCUAAGUAAGGUCUAUUUAUAUGAAUCUUCCCAGCUCUUCCCACUCCACAAAUUCACCCAGAGACUGUCUUGAUUGUAUAAUAUGCAUUAUAUGGAAGCUAUUUAUAUAUGAAUGAAUGUUUUUAUAGAAAGGAAGGCAAGGAGCUCUUGUUCUUCUCCAUUAAACUGGAAUGGCAGCUCUGGUUGCCCAGUAGCAAUCCCUGACCAACAAGAGAUGUGUUGGCAAAGGACUGACUGAUUUCUGGUUUUAAUAAACUGUGGUUUGCUGAUUUUCCUAAUUGUACAAUUACCUUAAGAGGUGGUAGCAUCCCAGCCUUAGAGAUGAAACUUGUAAAAAACAAAAAAAUAAAUUAUUUAGUUGAGAAGAUGAAGGAGCUUUGUAAAAUUUUUUAAGGCAAUUGUGAAUCAUCUAGGUUAGGCAUUUACACUCUUUAUAAAAAUAGGAGCUUUUAAAAGUUGGCAAAACUUUCUAGAUCAACUAGUGAUGGGAGCUGUUAUUUUGGAUUUUCAUAGUGAAUCAAAGGGAAAGUUGCCAUAGUGUUUAGGCAGACCUAAAUGUUCAGUAUUGCUUCUUGUAUUGCAUUUUUCAAUAAAUCUUCAAACAAAAUUCUCUCCCUGGCA